Anneissia japonica is the source of this 3322-nucleotide messenger RNA. RefSeq names its product fibroblast growth factor receptor 3-like. Gene Ontology annotation, cellular component: signaling receptor complex. The coding region runs from base 200 to 2689 and encodes 829 amino acids. The record is from RefSeq and is a predicted model, not a curated record. Gene Ontology annotation, biological process: protein phosphorylation; multicellular organism development; positive regulation of kinase activity. Lineage: Eukaryota; Metazoa; Echinodermata; Crinoidea; Comatulida; Comatulidae. Gene Ontology annotation, molecular function: transmembrane receptor protein tyrosine kinase activity; ATP binding. The transcript has 15 exons.
AUGGUGCAUUACUAUUGAUGAUGAAAGUACACAAAGCAAGAGAUGCAUGCCGAGAUAACAACCUCACUUUAUUAAUAAACGUGAACAAACAGUAAAUCAGAAAAUGACUACAGGUAAUAGUGAUGGACUUUACAACACAAGAAUUUCACUGAUCAACAAGUACAACUGGUGUCAAUAGGAUAAAUGUAUCAUCUGAAAAAUGCAUGGUGUCAUAUCCAGCAGAGAAGCCUUGCCUCAUCUCUUUCUGUUGCUAUUCCGAUUAUCGUCCGUUACUCCAUCAGGGUGUGACGAUGGCGCAUGUCAGCCACAAACUGUCCAAAUUUAUCAAAUCCCAACGACAACAAUCUCAGUUCUUCCAUCAAAUGUGACGUGUAAUGAAUUAGAUUGUAAGUUUAAUUAUACAUCAAACAAUACUGUACCAGCAUUGAUGAUUGACUAUGAGGUUCCAACAGAGUACACAACAUGGUCAACUAAGGUAUGGUUUAGCUCAUCAAGUAUACCAGAGAUUAUUGUCACCAUAGCUUUUGGUAAGGACCAUAGUAUGGAAGAUGACCUUAUUGUGACAUUUCUUUCUGAGCUUCCCGACGCAAUGACUCUUGAAAAAUCAAGCAAUUAUGGAGAAACCUGGGAUACACUGCAAUAUUACUCAACAAACUGCUCAAAAGACUUUGCAUUAAAUGAAAGUUAUCAUAGUUCUGACGUGAAAUUUACAACAGACGUGAUAUGCGUUAACCCAUUUAAUGAGCAAGUCGAUGAAGAUGUUAAUCAUAUUUAUUUCUUAGUCAAGCCUCGUUUGGAACUUCUUUCACCGGGGCUGUCAGAUCCUAAUGAGCUAUACGAAGGGCUCGAAAGAGACAUUGCAUUGAGGCAAUUUCUGAACCUUACAGAUCUAAGAAUAAGGAUGUUGAGGCCAACUUUCCAAAAUGAAACAAGUUAUGAUCGAGGAAAUAGUGCAUCAAUGCUAUAUAUGGCUUACUUGGCAAUCUCUAACAUUCAAACUUCAUUGAGUUGCAACUGCAACCUGCAUGGCAGCUAUUGUACCGUCAUCGCAGACAUGCUGUCCUGCAACUGUCAUCAUAACACCGAGGGACGUAGCUGCGAGCUCUGUAAACCCGAUUAUGAUCUGAUACCGUGGCAACCUGGAUCAUUUUUGCCACUGCCGAAGGGAACAGCAAACAGCUGUCAACCUGUUCCGUUAACAACUCCCAUUUUGAAAGCAACAACUCUUGCCAGUGCUGCGACCAGCAUGUCCAUCUGUGCAACAAAUCCAUGUAUAAAUGAUGGAACUUGUCAGGAAACCAACAACGGAUACUCAUGUCAAUGUACAAAUGCAUAUACAGGCAAUACUUGUGAGUCUGAGGUAAACCCUUGUGAUAGUAAUCCCUGUACAUCUGGUGAUCUUACAAUUUGCAAUAAACAGAACAAUGGAUAUAUUUGCACAGAAAAACAGGAGGAGAAAAGUGGUAUAUCGACCAAAACCAUCAUAAUAAUAUCAGGAGUGAGUGGAGGAGUAGUGCUAUUUUUUGCAUGGGUUUGCUUUAUUAUUUACUGGGCAACCUACAGAGAAAAACCACAAAAGAUGAACAGAAAAUCUCAGAAGUAUAAUGUCCAAACAGCUAAGGUAAAUGGACAGUCUAUGUCCGGUCAUUACACUAAAAGUUCAGACUUGUUGAUUCCUGAUGGUUUAAGUUCACAAAGAGUCCAUGAACUCCAAGAGAAGUGGGACGUAAAGGAAAGUAACCUAUUGCUAGGCAAACUGCUAAGCAGCGGCAAGUUCUCGUAUGUGUGUGAAGGAUCAAUGAAAGAGGAUGACACCGUGGUAGAAACCAAAGUCGCUGUUAAGCUUCUUAAAGAUGAAAGUGAUGAAGCAAGUAAAAAUGAGAUCUUGAAUGAGUUUAGUAUUCUGUCAACAGUUGGUAAAAAUAACAAUACAGUUCAACUGCUAGGAAUGUGUUCAAGAACUCUGGAACAAUCAACUCAGCUUUGUUUGGUGAUGGAGUUUGUUGCUAGGGGCAACAUGCAGAGGAUCUUGAGAAGAUGUCGAAGCAGACGACGAGACCAGCCAGCAGUGGAUCCACUUCCUGAGGAUGAGCUGCUUGGUUAUGCUAAUGAUGUCAUCCUAGGUCUUAAGCACUUGGACUCUCUAGGGAUUCUUCAUAUGAACGUAUGUGCUAAAAAUGUUCUCAUCACAUUCAACAAUAAAGCAAAAAUUUGUGACUUUGGAAGAGCAGUGGAAAUACAGGAACCAGACCAAUACACUAAGUACAAGCCACACCAUGAUGAGCAAAAGAAAAGAUGGAUGGCAUAUGAAGCCACAAUAGAGGGAAUUUAUAACUCCAAAAGUGAAGUCUGGUCUUAUGGAAUGCUGUUGUAUGAAAUUGUGACCUUAGGUGGGAUUCCUUAUGCUGACAUCAAGUUGCGGAACCUGAAGGAGAAGCUUAAGGAGCACUAUCGAAUGGAAUGGCCACGGCACUGCUCCCAAGACCUCUACAACCUAAUGUUGAGUUGCUGGCAUCGGCGACCCGAAAGUAGACCUUCGAUUAAUCUGGUGGCAAAAGAAAUUAAGUUAUUCAAAUCUGCAAGCAAGAAACACAUGUGUUUGAAGGACUACCCAUUUCAGACAUACAUUGCAAUCAAAUAUCCGGAAGACUUUGAUGAUCCAAUGGCUCUUCAAGACUCAUUUGUUUAAGACAUAACAUUCAAGUUAUAAGUGCAAUAGGAAUAUAAAAACAACAUAAACUUAAUCAAAUUAACUUAAUCUUCUACAUUCUUAUAGGUAAAGAGAGCUUAUCAUUUAUGCUACCAUAUGCCUUGAUACAUUUUGUAUUUUAUAGUUUGUUCAACCAUAUCCACAUUUUUUAGGAUACUGUACAUUAAAUACUGUAGGUUAGUUUCCACAUUUCUUUCAAGCUUUUCCCCUUGGUUUUAAAAAUGUUCAGUGCCAAUUCCUCACUUGUAUCUUCCAAAAAAAUCAGGAAUAUAAUGUAAAAAAAAUCAUACUACAAUGUAAUAUGUAAGUAAGGGAAUCGCAGAUUAUUUGUCGAAUGUGACAUAUAAUCGCUAUUGUCAAUCCCAAACCCAUUUGCCUAACAGUAUAAAUCUGGACAAUUCAAAUAAAAAAUGUAACAGUCAUACUGCCCUCUAUGUUUCAGAACAUUAUAUAACAAUUUUUUUUUUUAGAAAAGCCUUAGGAAAUAGAUAUAGAAUGCAAUGGCCUGAAUAUAUAAAUUCCCAUAUUCACGGUAAGGUAGGAAUGGGAAGUGAGCAUUCAUAAUAUACCAAUUAAAACUGAAAUACCAUUUUUAAAUAUCAAUCUUAAAUU